Diachasmimorpha longicaudata is the source of this 2630-nucleotide messenger RNA. RefSeq lists its product as uncharacterized. Bases 641 to 2620 code for a protein of 659 amino acids. The record is from RefSeq and is a predicted model, not a curated record. NCBI's taxonomy places the organism in Eukaryota, Metazoa, Arthropoda, Insecta, Hymenoptera, Braconidae. The transcript has a single exon.
AUCGCUAAAACUCUCGUUUCAUGCCAUGCUUGGCUCGUUUUCCGUGAUACAAUUGUUGUAUACCCCAUGUUUCCUUAGAAUUAGUGCCCCAAAAUGAACUCUUAGUCCACUCCAAACAUUUCCUUACUUUAUUAUUUAAUACCGUUAUGUCUAAAAACCAUACAAAUUACUUUCCGAAAUUCCUUCGAUCUUAAUCCAGUACUUUCUCCCUACCUCAAUUUCCCUGGUCUUAAUCCGUUAUUUUACCAUCCCUCGGGCCUUUCCCAGCGCCUUCUUGGACGGACUCCUAAUCCGGUAUUUUCCGAAAAUAACAAUUACUUCCAUAUCUCACCUCUCCUCAACACCCUCUAGUCCAACCCCCAAGGGUUGUCCUCCUUCUAACUACCCAAUUACCACCUUGGGCCUUACUCCCUCCAUUUUCUCGAACCCUCCCUCAGAGUACAGACGUAAAAGCCCUCUGAAUUAACAAACAUGAUUCAUUAUACUUAAAACCAUCCUAGAGAGUAGAUUUUACAAAGAUAUCCACUGUGUUAGAUUCAACUGUAUUGGUCUCAAAUAAACAUUCCAAUUAGAUAUUAAACAAGUACAAUAUUAUUUUACCGGAAUUCAACAAAAUACAGUGAGUGAUAAAAACACUAAAAUGUCUGAAUCCCCUGCGAAAAAAGCACACAGGAGAGAAAUGGCACGGUUAAGAACACAACGAUGGCGUCAACGACAACGGGCACGUGAAUCUGCAGUCAGAGAAGGUCAUUCCCCAUGUGCUGACUUCCCAAUAAAUGAGGAGGAAUCUAUUCCGAUAAAGAUGGAGCUCAACCACGAUUCAGAUGGGGGAGUAAUGGAAAUGGAUCUCUCAAACAGGGAACUGAAUGUCUCAAACGAAUUUUUAGAAUGUCAACAGUCGAUGAACACAUGUUUUAGUGAGGUGAACCUUGAAUCAAGUGAUGAUGACAAUGAAAGGAAUUAUAAUACUCGUUAUGAGCCAACGUUGAGUGAAGAUGAAGGUGAUUUUAAUUAUUUAGACGAAUCACCAGAUGAUAAUGAAUCAGAGGAUGAUGUUGAACCGAACGAACUCGAGGCAUUUAGGCAGUGGGCCAUAGAAUCGAGGAUCUCUCACAGACAGCUGGAUCCACUACUGAGAAUUUUUGGGGAAAGACUCCUUCCACAAUUGCCAAAGUCAUCAAAAACAUUCCUCAAAACGACCUCAGUUAAAUACAACAUAGAAAUUUUUGACAGGGGAAAUAAUAGUGAAUUCGUUUAUUUUGAGAUAGCUGAAAGUUUGAAAAGAAUAAUCAAUCCCAAACUUCAUGAAAAAAAUGAAAUAUAUCUCCUCAUCCAUGUUGAUGGUACCUCACCAUAUAAAUCCAGUGAUACACAGUUUUGGCCAAUUUUAGGUAAAGUCUAUUUUCAACCAGAUAUUUAUAAAGUUUUUCCAAUUGCAAUAUAUAAUGGUGUAGGGAAGCCACAUAAUAUUCAUCGCUACCUUGAACGGUUCGUGACAGAGAUAAACGAAAUUUUACAAGGCAUUGUGAUCGAGAACAAACGUUUCAAUGUAUUUCUGAAGGCCUUCGUUUGCGACAGACCUGCGAGGUCCUUUAUGAAGUGCAUUAAAAAUCAUGGUGCGCAUCGAGCAUGCGAAGGGUGCAACGUUCAGGGCACAUGGAUUGACAAACGUACAGUAUACUUAGAGACAGAUUCCCCAGAAAGGACCGAUGAAUCAUUCCGUUGCCAAGAAGACAAAUUACACCAUGAUGGUAUUUCACCUCUGCUAAGAAUCAAUCCACCGAUCGACUUCAUUAAGCAGGUCUGUAUGGAAUCGAUGCACCUCCUGUGGUUGGGGAUCAUGAAAAAGUUUUUGGUCGAUAUUUGGUUACAUGGAGAUAGUGACAAUCGAUUCAGUCAAAAUCAGAAAAAAGAAUUUUCAGAAAAGUUGUUGUUGAUGAGUACGCAAGUACCUAGAGAAUUUCAGAGGUCAACUCAAUCACUAAAUAAUAUAUCGAAGUGGAAGGCCACUCAGUUCCGAUUUAUGGCGUUGUACAUAGGGCCAAUCCUACUGAAGCCAUGUCUAUCUGAGGAUCACUACAAGCAUUUCCUUCUUUUCCACGUCGCCUGCAGGAUCUUGAAUUCUAGUGAUUUAGCGCUGAAGUAUCACAGAAUAGCUAAAGAGUUCAUGAUACUUUUUGUGAAACUGAGUGAAAAAUUAUAUGGGAAAAAAAACCAAGUUCUAAAUCUCCACACUCUCCUCCAUUCGGCCGACGAUGUCGUCUACAUGGGAUGUCCCCUCAGCGACAUCACUGCUUUUCCCUUCGAAAGUGCAUUGGGCAGUGUAAAGCGCAUGUUACGCUCAGGAUACAGGCCAUUGGCACAAAUAUGCCGGCGUAUCUGUGAACAACAUCUGAACAAUCAGGUAAAAGCUGAAUUGCCACGUAUCACACAAACUUUGAGGAGAUUACGUCCCGAUCCAUCUGGGGACACUCGAGUCAAGACGGUUUCUCACAAAGGGUGCACACUGACAACCUCGAGGCCUAACAAUUGGGUUAUCUUAAAUGAUGGGAAAGUCCUGGAGAUCGACGAGAUGUUCAUUAGGUCUUCAGAAUCCCGUGUGAGAAUAUCUGGUAUAUAACUGCAGAUAC